UUUCUGGACCAGCAGAGCUGAAGGAACCCAAACUUGGACUGAAGUGACCUUGCUAAGGUCAGCUCUAUGGCUCUUCCACAUGAUUCAAACGAAACUUCCUAUUUGCUACCUCCAAACAAUGAGGACUGGGACCGGCAAGCCAUUCCUGACUUUGUUUAUGGGCAGAAGGAUCUCAUGGCAGAAGGGAUUCAGUGGCCAAGGAAUGCACCUGGCGUCCUGGAAGCUCUGCCACAGUCUCCGUUUGAUGCUGCACUCUGCUCUGCCUGGAAGCAGCGGGUGGAGCUGGGGCUGUUUCGCUACCGCCUACGGGAGCUACAGACACAAAUCCUCCCUGGUGCGGUGGGUUUCGUGGCUCAGCUGAAUGUGGAGCGUGGUGUGCAGAGGAGGCGCCCACAGACCAUCAAGAGCGUGAGGCAGGCAUUUGACCCUGAACAGUUCAACUUCAACAAGAUCCAGCCCGGAGAAGUCCUCUUCCGUUUGCACCGGGAGCCUGAUCUCCCUGGGCCUCUCCUGCAAGAGGACAUCCUUGUGGUGAUCAACGUCAGCCCCUUGGAGUGGGGCCACGUGCUGCUGGUGCCUGAGCCUGCCCGCAGGCUCCCCCAGCGCCUGCUGCCCGGUGCACUGAGGGCGGGGAUUGAGGCUGUACUGCUGAGCUUACACCCGGGCUUCCGUGUGGGCUUCAACAGCCUGGGAGGCUUGGCCUCGGUGAACCACCUCCACCUACAUGGCUAUUACCUGGCCCACAGACUGCCCGUGGAGCAGGCGCCAAGCGAGCCCCUGGACCCUGGAGGCCAUUUGCAUCUGCUCCAGGGCCUCCCAGCUCCGGGCUUCCUCUUUUACACUCGUGGGCCAGGGUUGGACUUGGAGUCCUUGAUAUGCAGGGUAUGUCGGGCCACUGAUUAUCUGACUGACCAUGAGAUUGCACAUAACUUGUUUGUGACCCGGGGAGCUCCGCCAGGAAAGACAUCACCUUCCUCAGCCCUCACAGGGGUCAGAGUAAUUCUGUGGGCCCGGAAGUCCUGCUUUGGGAUAAAGGAUGGUGAGGCUUUCAACGUUGCCCUCUGUGAGCUGGCUGGGCACCUCCCUGUCAAAACAUCCCAGGACUUUAGCAGCCUGACAGAGGCAGCUGCUGUGGCCCUCAUUCAGGACUGUCGGCUGCCCCCAUCCCAGGCAGAAGAGGUACAGGCAGCACUGGUGGCCCUGAUGUCCCAGAAAGAGCAAUAAUACUUCUGGAUGUA
Messenger RNA from Mandrillus leucophaeus (drill), 1238 nucleotides. It is a transcript of the gene GDPGP1, whose product is annotated as GDP-D-glucose phosphorylase 1. The record is from RefSeq and is a predicted model, not a curated record. Gene Ontology annotation, biological process: glucose metabolic process. Bases 67 to 1224 code for a protein of 385 amino acids. The transcript has 2 exons. Gene Ontology annotation, molecular function: GDP-D-glucose phosphorylase activity. Gene Ontology annotation, cellular component: cytoplasm. NCBI's taxonomy places the organism in Eukaryota, Metazoa, Chordata, Mammalia, Primates, Cercopithecidae.